Messenger RNA from Anoplopoma fimbria (sablefish), 1953 nucleotides. It is a transcript of the gene marcksb, whose product is annotated as myristoylated alanine-rich protein kinase C substrate b. Lineage: Eukaryota; Metazoa; Chordata; Actinopteri; Perciformes; Anoplopomatidae. The record is from RefSeq and is a predicted model, not a curated record. Gene Ontology annotation, molecular function: actin filament binding; calmodulin binding. Gene Ontology annotation, biological process: central nervous system development; actin filament organization. The coding region runs from base 343 to 1005 and encodes 220 amino acids. Gene Ontology annotation, cellular component: cytoplasm; plasma membrane; actin filament bundle. The transcript has 2 exons.
UCCAGGACCCCCCCACUCGUUUGGAUCCGGACUUGUGAUUGGUGGAGCCGGGUGUGUGUGUCGUCAUAGUCAUUCAUCAGGGCGUUGUGCUCCAGUCCCUCAUUCCAAACUCCGCUCGACAAAAAAUUGGAAGAAUUCUCGUUUCUUUUGCGUCUUUUCCUCAUUUGUCUCCUCAGGUUCUCCUCAGGUUCUCCUGGUUCUCCUGGUUCUCCUCGUUCCCACGUCGGGCUGAUCCUCCGGUCCGGUAGCAGAAGAAGAGUCUCUGCUGGAAGCGUUGCGCUCUUUGUUCAUUCAUCUGAUCGCUCGGGUUCCUUUGUUGCACCAACAAGCAUAAGCAUAAGCAUGGGAGCACAGGCGUCCAGAGCCGCAGGAGAGCAGGAGACAACCGCAGGAGACCAGGAGACAACCGGGAAGUCCGCCGGACAGGAGAAUGGCCACGCCAAGACCAAUGGGGAUACCUCUCCAGCUACAGAGGAGGCCAACAAAGCUGAUGUGCAGGCCAACGGUAGCACUCCUACUGAGGAGGCGCCAAAAGAUGAAGGCGAGAAAGUAGAGGUUGCUGAGGCCAAUGGCGAGAAGGAGCCUGCCGCUACAAACGGAGAGGCCUCUGCCAAGCCCGAGGAAGGCACUCCAUCCACCAGCGAGGACGGCAAGCAAAAGAAGAAGCGUUUCUCCUUCAAGAAACCCUCCUUCAAGCUCAGCGGCUUCUCAUUUAAGAAGACCAAGAAAGAGUCUGAGGAGGGAACCGAGGAAGAAGCAGCAGAGCCGGCCGAAGGAGAGAAAGCGGCAGCAGAGGAGGCGGCAGCCGGCGAGGAGGCCAAACCAGCUGAGGCCGCUGAAGAGGGAGCCAAGGAGGCUGAAGCUGAGAAGCCAAAGGCUGAGGAGGAGGUGAAGGCAGAGGAACCAGCAGCAGCAGCAGAAGGUGGAGAGGAGAAACCAGCCGAGGCUUCACCUGCUGAGCCAGAGACGGCCGCCAGUCCAGAGGCCGCCGCCGCCGCUGAGUAAUCCUGCUGAGCCAGACACCGGAACGAAGGAGGAGCACGUCUGAAGGAAUGCGAGGACUUGUCUAAAACCAGGGAUUUUUUUUGUUUCUUUUUUUUGUUGGUGUUUGUUUACUAUUCUGCAACCAUCUCAUCCAUAAUGACUGCAAGAUCCUUGGCAGUGAUGGACAGGAGGUGUACUGGAAAGUGUGCUGCUUCCUCACUGCCCAUCGGUGCUUGCAUGUGUGACAUUGGCUGAGUGUGAAAGUAUGAAUGAGAGUGUGAAUGUUUUUUUUCUCUACAUGAAACCAUGACUGUGUUGACACGUUGCUGAAUUUGACAUAUUUUAUCAAAGUAUUUGGUGCUGGGCAAUUGGAUGUAGCAGCUAAAGCUGUGUCUGCAAGAUUUGACACAUUGUGAUAUUUAAAGGGAAAAAAAGUCCUAAACCAAGUCGUAAAUGUUGUCUUUGCAGUGCACAGUUGUUUACAACUCUUAAACUCAAACGCUCCUGUGGACACAAGCAUUCCUUAAUGAAGUAGAUUUAGUUAACUGUCAAAGCAGUAGGUGCUCAUCACUCCCCAUUAGAUUCCACCAUUUCAAAACUCUGUAGUAAUGCACGUUGUAUAGACUUUGAUAUUACUGGUUUUAUGACUGAGAUGUACCUAAAUGACUGAAGUUUUUAACAGAUUACCCAUUGUAAAUGAAGUUUUUCUUGUUUUUCACCAUUUGUAAGAUUGAAUAAAAUUGGGAGAUGUUUUAAGCAAAUUUUGCAUCAAGCUGUGAUUACGCCACUUGAAAAUCGACUUCAGAAAGCACACAAAUUUGGGGUUUUGGGUGAAAUAUUUGAACGGCAUCUUUUUUUGUAUAUAAUGAGGCUUCAAUUUAUUCAACGUGGAAUGUCACAUUGCCUACAAACUGGUUAUAGGUGUUCAGUUUAAUUUCCUGUGAGCACUGAUGAAGAAUAAAGGAAUUA